AUGCACCAGUACCAGAUUGUUGGCCGAGCAGCACCGACCAACAAGAACCCCACUCCAAAGAUCUACCGCAUGAGGAUCUUCGCAAGGAACGUUGUUCUGGCCAAGUCCCGCUUUUGGUACUUCAUGAAGAGGCUCAACAAGGCCAAGAAGAGUGGUGGUGAGCUGCUGUCGGUGAACGAGCUUUUCGACACCAGCCCAACAAAGGUGAAGAACUACGGCAUUUGGCUUCGAUAUGACAGCCGCACCAACACCCACAACAUGUACAAGGAGUUCCGCAACGUGAACAUCAAUGGAGCGGUCGGGCAGCUGUGCGCCAUCCGCCAGCUGAGACGUUUCCAGUGCAUUUCUAGCCAGUUUUGGCUGCGCGGAGGUACCAGAUGGCAGGACCGCGCACCGAACCCCCCCCCCACAACAAACACAUGCUUCCAGCCCGGCUCCUCCAGAUCAACCAUGUGGAUGCCUUGGAAGGGCCAAUGA
Molecule: messenger RNA, 477 nt
Organism: Effrenium voratum
Lineage: Eukaryota; Dinophyceae; Suessiales; Symbiodiniaceae
Source: the annotation of a GenBank genome assembly